Andrographis paniculata is the source of this 1464-nucleotide messenger RNA. RefSeq names its product ERBB-3 BINDING PROTEIN 1-like. Bases 166 to 1335 code for a protein of 389 amino acids. The record is from RefSeq and is a predicted model, not a curated record. The transcript has 10 exons. NCBI's taxonomy places the organism in Eukaryota, Viridiplantae, Streptophyta, Magnoliopsida, Lamiales, Acanthaceae.
GGGAGUCACGUGCAAAACCCUACCCCAAACACACAGGCCCGCCAAGAAAUCGUUAUAUAAAGCACAGGGGCACAUUUUUGCUCUCCACUGCCGACGGCAAACCCUAGCUAGCUCUUUCAUCUGCCUCUGCUAUCGGAUUUCUGCCGACUUCAGCUGGUUGCGAAUAUGUCGGACGAGGAAAGGGAAGAGAAGGAGUUGGAUCUCUCCUCGCCUGAAGUUGUCACCAAAUACAAAUCAGCUGCAGAAAUUGUUAACAAGGCGCUGCAGUUAGUUUUAUCCGAAUGCAAACCGAAGGCAAAGAUUGUCGACCUUUGCGAGAAAGGAGACAAGUUCAUCAGAGAGCAAUCUGGAAAUUUGUAUAAGAAGAAGAAGAUAGAGCGCGGAGUUGCAUUCCCAACCUGCAUAUCAGUGAACAAUAUCGUCUGCCAUUACUCACCAUUAGCCAGUGACGAGACUGUGCUUGAAGAUGGUGAUAUUGUGAAAAUUGACAUGGGGUGUCAUAUAGAUGGAUUCAUUGCUGUAGUUGCCCACACUCAUGUUCUUCAGCAAGGGGCGGUCACCGGCAGGGCUGCUGAUGUUAUUACUGCAGCAAAUACUGCUGCUGAGGUUGCUUUGCGGCUUGUGCGGCCGGGGAAGAAGAACAAAGAUGUCACCGAGGCAAUUCAGAAAGUUGCUGCUGCUUAUGAUUGCAAGAUCGUCGAAGGCGUACUAAGUCACCAAAUGAAGCAGUUUGUAAUCGACGGAAACAAGGUCGUGUUGAGUGUCACUUCCCCAGAUACCCGAGUCGACGAAGCAGAAUUUGAGGAAAAUGAAGUUUAUUCCAUCGACAUUGUCACCACUACCGGCGAUGGCAAGCCAAAAUUGUUGGACGAGAAACAGACGACGAUUUACAAAAGAGCUGUAGACAAAAACUAUCUCCUGAAAAUGAAAUCAUCCCGAUUCAUAUUCAGCGAGAUUAGCCAGAAGUUCCCAAUCAUGCCAUUUUCCGCGAGGUCUUUGGACGAGAAACGAGCUCGUCUUGGCCUCGCAGAGUGCGUUAAUCACGACCUUUUACAGCAGUACCCGGUGCUUCAUGAGAAACCCGGCGACCUCGUAGCCCACAUCAAGUUCACCGUUCUUUUAAUGCCCAACGGCUCGGAUCGGAUCACGGCCCAUCCUCUGCAGGAACUGCAGCCGGCGAAGACAAUCGACGAUCCUUACAUCAAAGCAUGGCUUGCUCUGCCCACCAAGACCAAAAAGAAAGGCGGAGGCAAGAAGAAGAAAGGCAAAAAAGGGGAGAAAGACGAGGAUACAGAGGCCAUGGACGAUGAUGCCACAGCAGCUUCUAAAGAAUGAGUCAGUUUUUGUUCCUUUUUUGUAUUUUCUCUGAAUAUUCUUUUUUUGUUUUUUAAACUUAUGAAAUACUACUCUUUGUAAAACCCUAACAAAAUGUGUUCUGCCUGCCUUGCCAUCUUUUCUUCGCUA